Molecule: messenger RNA, 1161 nt
Organism: Vigna umbellata (rice bean)
Lineage: Eukaryota; Viridiplantae; Streptophyta; Magnoliopsida; Fabales; Fabaceae
Source: RefSeq, a predicted model, not a curated record
UGGCCAUGGUACUGCUUAUGGAUUUUUCUUCCUCUUCCGAGUACAGCCUCUGGAAGUGCAGAAUAUGAAACUUCAGGAUCCAGUGGGACUGCUACUGCUACUGGCCUUACAGGCAUCAUGGUGGCAAAAUCAAUGGAGUUCACAUAUCAAGAACUGGCAAAGGCUACAAAUAACUUCAGCUUGGAGAAUAAAAUUGGUCAAGGUGGAUUUGGAGCUGUGUAUUAUGCAGAAUUGAGAGGCGAGAAAACUGCAAUUAAAAAGAUGGACGUGCAAGCAUCCACUGAAUUUCUUUGUGAGUUGAAGGUCUUAACUCACGUUCAUCACUUGAAUCUGGUGCGUUUGAUUGGAUAUUGCGUUGAAGGAUCCCUUUUCCUUGUGUAUGAACAUAUUGACAACGGAAACUUAGGCCAAUAUUUGCAUGGUACAGGGAAAGAUCCUUUGACAUGGUCUAGCCGAGUGCAAAUUGCUCUAGAUUCAGCAAGAGGCCUUGAAUAUAUUCACGAGCACACUGUACCAGUGUAUAUCCAUCGUGAUGUAAAAUCUGCAAAUAUAUUAAUAGACAAAAACUUCCGUGGAAAGGUAGCAGAUUUUGGCUUGACUAAACUUAUUGAAGUUGGAAGCUCCACACUUCACACUCGUCUUGUGGGAACAUUUGGAUACAUGCCACCAGAAUAUGCUCAAUAUGGUGACGUCUCUCCAAAAGUAGAUGUGUACGCUUUUGGAGUGGUUCUUUAUGAACUGAUUUCUGCAAAGAAUGCUGUUCUGAAAACAGGUGAAUGUGUUGCUGAAUCCAAGGGUCUUGUAGCUUUGUUUGAAGAAGCACUCGAUCAGAGUAAUCCUUCCGAAGCUAUUCGCAAACUGGUGGAUCCCAGGCUUGGAGAAAACUAUCCAAUUGAUUCAGUUCUCAAGAUUGCGCAACUUGGGAGAGCUUGUACAAGGGAUAAUCCACUACUACGCCCAAGUAUGAGAUCUAUAGUUGUUGCUCUUAUGACACUUUCAUCUCCUAUCGAGGAUUUCGACGAUGAAACUGCUUCCUACGAAAAUCAAACUCUCAUAAAUCUACUGUCUGUAAGAUGAAGGUUCUUUAAACCUAUUGCACCGUGUUUUCAAUGACCUUUGAAAGCAGGUGUGUAAGGUUUGACAAGUUUGUACAUGAAUGGA